AUGCCGCUCCAGAAGACCGAUUACAUGAGUGACAUCUGGAAGGAUGGCAUCUUUGCAAACAAAGUGGUCUUCUGUACCGGUGGCGCGGGCACCAUUUGUAGCGCUCAGGUGCGGGCACUUGUACACCUAGGUGCUAAUGCGUGCAUCAUCGGUCGCAAUGUCGAGAAAACCGAGCGCGCCGCUAAGGAGAUGGCGACUCUCCGCCCCGGUGCCAAAGUAAUUGGUAUCGGCGCAGUAGAUGUUCGCAAGUUCGACAGCUUGAAAGAUGCUGCGUCUCGCUGCGUAAAGGAGCUCGGUAGUAUUGACUUUGUCAUUGCCGGUGCUGCAGGUAACUUUUUGGCCUCUAUUGAGCAACUUUCGGUCAAUGCUUUCAAAUCCGUUAUGGAUAUUGAUGUCUUGGGCUCUUAUAAUACGCUCAAGGCUACUUUACCUUAUCUCAUCGAGUCGGGUAAGAAGCACAGGGUCGACUCUGAACUUAACCCAUGCCCACUUGGUACCGGUGGAAGAAUCAUCUUCGUCAGCGCUACCCUCCACUACCGUGGCAUGCCCUUCCAGGCUCAUGUGUCUGUCGCCAAGGCGGGCAUUGACUCUCUAUCAAAUUCUGUUGCUAUCGAGUAUGGCCCUCGCGGCAUGACAUCUAACAUUAUUGCCCCCGGCCCCAUUGAGUCGACAGAUGGCUUGGAGCGUCUACUUCCAUCGGAUGCCAAAGCAGCAUACAUAAAGAGUCAGCCUCUGGGUCGCGUCGGCCAUGUGCGGGACAUCGCGGACGCAACCGUCUAUCUCUUCUCUGACGCUGGAAACUAUGUCAGCGGUCAGACACUAGUCGUGGAUGGUGCAAACUGGCGUGUUUCUGGUGGCACUACCUCUCAAGGUAACCUCCAGUACCCCGACUUCCUUUUGUCUGGUGAGGAGGUCGCCAAUGUCACAGGUAAGAAGUCGAAGCUUUGA
Penicillium pulvis is the source of this 948-nucleotide messenger RNA. Its product is annotated as SDR family oxidoreductase. NCBI's taxonomy places the organism in Eukaryota, Fungi, Ascomycota, Eurotiomycetes, Eurotiales, Aspergillaceae. The record is from RefSeq and is a predicted model, not a curated record. Gene Ontology annotation, biological process: fatty acid catabolic process. The coding region runs from base 1 to 948 and encodes 315 amino acids. The transcript has 6 exons. Gene Ontology annotation, molecular function: 2,4-dienoyl-CoA reductase (NADPH) activity.